Phycodurus eques (leafy seadragon) is the source of this 7523-nucleotide messenger RNA. RefSeq names its product TBC1 domain family, member 16 (gene tbc1d16). The transcript is spliced from 13 exons. Gene Ontology annotation, cellular component: early endosome. Bases 527 to 2671 code for a protein of 714 amino acids. The record is from RefSeq and is a predicted model, not a curated record. Gene Ontology annotation, molecular function: GTPase activator activity. Gene Ontology annotation, biological process: activation of GTPase activity. Lineage: Eukaryota; Metazoa; Chordata; Actinopteri; Syngnathiformes; Syngnathidae.
CGGACACGGUCGGGUGCGUGCCGACCGCGCUCGCUAAUUACGCGUCGUCGUCGUCCAAGAAGAAGAAGACGAACUUGAAAGUUAACCUGCGUGAAGCGUCACGUGAGGCCUUUGCAACCCCGAAGGUGCGAUGCGGCGCGAGGUAUGCGGGCCCGUCUGCGCUGGCGCUGAGCACAUCAAGUGCUCCAACUGAGUCCUCGUUGACAUUUUAGAUGCGACGAUUGACUGACGCACAGAACAACAACAAGAACCUCAUUAGCGACACUGAAAGUGUACAAAAGGGAAACGUCUGGACGAUUUGGACCAAUAUUUCCGACGAGUGUCUCGGGGCCGCCGACCGGCAGCAGGGUGUACGGGGGGUUCCCGACAGCGACGCGGACUGCGCCCCUCCUCGCAAGUCAAACAAAUGCCGGCAUUAACUAUUCACCGGUUUGUGCUUUUUCUUCGCUGGCGCCUUCGUUGACACUGAGGCAAAACUCGCUUUCAUCUGAAAAAGGAUGGGCCCGGCGUCCCGCUUUCUGAGGAGAUGUCUCUGGGUCGGCUCCUGCGCCGCGCCUCCUCCAAGGCCUCCGACCUCUUGACCUUUAACCCCGGCGCGACGCUGCGCUCGGGCUCGGACGGCGAGAUAGUUUACUCCAAAAACAACGUGUGCGUGCACCCCGCCGAGCCGCUGCCCGGCCUGGCGGAGCACCACCCGGGCUACCUGUGCGUGCACGUGGAGAAGGACGAGUGCCUGGGCACCACUCUCAUUCUGACCUGGGUGCCCAACUCGCGCAUCCAGAAGCGGGACGAAGAGGCCAUGCGCUACAUCACGCCCGAGAGCUCGCCCGUGCGACGGAACGCGCGCCGCGGAGGCCGGCGACGGCACUCGCGCCCCCCCGCCGCACAAGCGGAAGACGACGAGGACGAGGAGAGGAACGUCGCCCGCGGCUCCUCCGCCGACGAGGCCGAGGCCGAGGCCGACGAGGGCUCGUGCGAGCUGUCGGACGAAGUGAGCCGCGACAGCGCCACGGGCUCCGACUCGGACACCUUCUCCUCGCCCUUCUGCUUGUCGCCCGUCAGCGAGGCGCUCCGUGAGGGCGGCGGCUCCGUCUUCUUGGACAACGACUGCAGGGAGCCGUCCGAGGAGUUGGCGCGCCGCUCGACGAGCUCCGCCUCCAGCCCGGAGAGCGACGGCCAGUCGCAGGGCGCCCGGUGGGAGGAGCGACAGAAGGCGCUGGCGCUGGAGCGGCUGCGGGCCGUGUUCCGGGUGGACCUGGGUCACGUGAGGUCGCUGCGGCUCUUCUUCAGUGACGACGCGUGCGCCAGCGGCCAGCUGGUGAUAGCCAGCCGAGAGAGCCAGUACAAGAUCCUCCACUUCCACCGCGCCGGCCUGGACAAGCUGGCCGAGGUUUUCCAGCAGUGGAAGUGCUGCAGGGAGACGCGACUCAAAGACCAGGUGCCCGAUGAGAAGACCUGCAUGCAGUUUUCCAUCCAGAGGUCCGCGCCGCCGUCGGCCGAGAGCCACCCCGAGGAGAAGCUGUACCGCAGGCUGGAUGUCGGCACCUGGCUACGACACCUCGACGACAACGGCCAGGUGGAGGAGGAGUAUAAACUACGCAAGGCCAUCUUCUUCGGGGGCAUCGAGCCAUCCAUCCGUGGCGAGGUGUGGCCCUUCCUGUUGCACUACUACACUUGUGACUCCACCUCGCAGGAGAGGGAGACCUGGAGGCUACAGAAGCGGGUGCACUACCAUGACGUCCAGCAGAGGAGAUUAUCCAUGAGCCCCGAGGAGCACAGUGACUUCUGGAGGAAGGUCCAGUUCACCGUGGACAAGGAUGUGGUGAGGACGGACCGCAACAACCAGUUCUUCAGAGGCGAGAACAACCCCAACGUGGAGAUGAUGAGGCGCGUGCUGCUCAACUACGCCGUGUUCAACCCCGACACGGGCUACUGCCAGGGCAUGUCGGACCUGGUGGCCCCGCUCCUGACCGAGAUCCAGGACGAAAGCGACACGUUCUGGUGCUUCGUGGGCCUCAUGGAGAACACCAUCUUCAUCAGCUCGCCACGGGAUGAGGACAUGGAGAGGCAGCUGAUGUACCUGCGGGAGCUGCUGCGCCUGAUGCUGCCUCACUUCCACCGGCACCUGACGUCGCUGGGCGAGGACGGCCUCCAGCUGCUCUUCUGCCACCGCUGGAUCCUCCUCUGCUUCAAGCGCGAGUUCCCCGACACGGACGCUCUGCGCAUGUGGGAGGCGUGCUGGGCUCACUACCAGACGGAUUACUUCCACCUGUUCCUGUGCGUGGCCAUCAUCGUCCUCCACGGCGACGACGUGACGGAUCAGCAGCUGGCCACCGACCAGAUGCUGCUGCACUUCAGCAACCUGUCGAUGCGCAUGAACGGAGAGCUGGUGCUGCGCAAGGCUCGCAGCCUCCUCUACCAGUUCCGCCUCCUACCCAGAAUCCCGUGCAGCCUCCACGACCUGUGCAAACUGUGCGGCCCGGGCAUGUGGGAUAGCCGCUACGUCCCCGCCGUGGAGUGUUCCGGCGAGCACCCGGACUCGCAGAGCUGUCCUUACGGGGGCACGUCUACGCCGCGGCCGUCCUCGCCCGCCCCCUCGCCGAUCCGCACGCCCGACCCCUCGGGCGCCGCCAAAUCUCGUGAGGCUUUCGCCUUCUGGAAACAGUCCUGAGGAGGAGCCCAGAUCCGCCGGGAUUCCUGGAGUAUUUCCCGCCGCGCCGUCUCGCUUUCGUGCGUCACGUGAAAGUCGAGGUCGGCGGUGCCCUCUCGUUCGCCUUCUGAAGCGGCGGCCGUUCCGGCGGGGGCGCUUCCGCGGGCUUUUCGCGGGUCGCGGCGGGGUCGGAGGUGAGCCGCGCGGGCUUCCCGCGGAUCUGACCGACGCGGGUCAAAACAGAACCACUGAGAAUUCAUUCACAGCAAGUGAGCUUCGAAACGCGCUCUCACAAAGGCGCGUUUGUCUUCAGCUAUAAAUGCGCAGAUCUUUAUUCGAAGAGAAAUAUUUUUGAAGACUUUUCUCUCCGCAUGUACAAAUCCGUCCGUUUUCCGUAGUGCUUCUCACGCGGGUCGCGGGCGUUCCGGGGCCUAUCUCAGCUGACUCUGGGCGAGAGGCGGGCUACACCCCGAACCGGUCGCCAGCCAAUCGCAGGGCACACGUAAACAAGCAACCGUUCGCGCUUCCAUUCACACCUACGGGCAAUUUAGAGUCUUCAAUCAACCUACCGUGCAUGUUUUUGGGGAUGUGGGAGGAAAACGGAGUACCCGGAGAAAAGCCACGCACGCAGGCGAAGCCACGCCGCCUUUGAACCCGCAACCUCAGAACUGUGAGGCAGAUGUGCUAAAGUCAAGGAGAAAACUAAAUACAGAAGUGAACCUAAAAAUGAAACAGAGAAACAAACAAAACAAAGGAACAUAAAACGCAAACGGAGGUCGGGGUUCACUGGGCACAAAAACUCUCACGCUCACGUUCACACCUGCGGACAAUUUGGAGUCCUCAAUCAACUUAAGAAGCACGCGAGCACACGGAGAGCAUGCAAGUGUCAAAGCAGGGAGAUUCGAACCCAGAUCUGCCAGUCGUGAGGCAGGAGUGCCCACCACUACGCUACCUACCAUGCUGCCCAGUGAAAGCAAUGUAAGGCAAGGCAAAUGUAUUUGUAAAUGUAUUGAUCUCGUGCAUUUCAGACACAAGGUAACGCAACUCAAUUUGCUUUACGUGAUUGAAAGCAUUUCAAAAGAACACAUGAAUAAAAGAUGGGAAAUUAGGCUUCAAAGGUGUCGUCGCGUGACAUCGGCCGAUCCCGUGACACUUCGGCGGAAGUCUGUUUUGCUUUUUCUUGAGCUUGCAUGUUUAUGCGAGACAGCGGCGGCGAGCUCACUUGCCUCGCAGUCCCGAGGUUCCGGGUCGGAAUCGGCGCGUUUGUCCGAGGACCCGCUUGUCCUCUUUGCGCUUUUGUAGCUUUUCUCCGGGUAUUCCGGCUCCCUUUCAAACAACGUCGCGUUUGGACAGCAAACUAGUUGUCGCGCACUCCGUUUGGCCCGAGUUGCUUCGGGACGCCAUUGAGCAACCGUCAAUUGAUUAUUAUGUCCAUCCUGAAUUCCAACUGGAGGAUACCACCAUAAAUAGCGCGACAUAGUAGCGGGGUCGCAAGGAAUUUAUUCAUCCGUUAUCAAAUGAAUUCACCGCUGCUUAGACCUCGACUUCGACUUCAAAAUGUGCAAAUCCUUUGACGUCAGCCUCUCGACAGAAAAACUUCUCCGAUUUCUGUCGUCCUUCAUGACAGCAAACCGAUCAUCGAAAUAUGACGUUUGCAAACGUUUGGGAAAACAAUGACCAACAUUUUUGCCAAUUUUCUGACGUUACCGACCAAAGCAGAAACGGAAUCAACAUCAUUUUCUUUUGAAUUUAUCACGGAAAUAAUGCUUAUUGGCAGCCUCAGAACUUGUCAGAAGUGGACAUGAAACUCGUAACCCUUCGCACGAAUCAGUCCCCAGGAAGUAGCUCUUCGUUACAAAAAGGUUGGCGACGAGUAGUAUAUCAUCACUCCCUCUCGUGUGAGUAGUUCUUCAUUGUUGUUUUUUUUUUUUUUUUUUUAAAUCGUUAAGCAGUAUAAUAAUCGGUUCAUAAACAGUAAAAGAAAAAACAGGAUUUUGCACUAAUAUUGAUCAAAUGAUAGUUUGCCCUCGCAUGUGGGAAAGCAGAGCCACGUUCACCGAGGCACUGUUAUCGUCGACCGGACAAACGCAGUCCGAGCGCGUGUGCCUCGGCUGCUGAAGGUCACGGCUCACGCUCACACACUCACACCAGGCCCCGCCUCUUAAAGGCGCAGUCACGACAAUACACAGACAGUCUUUUGUAUACAUGCUGUUUCCGUGUGUGUUCAAAUAUGUUUGCAAUGUCGAACUUUUCCACCGUUUAACGUGACUGACGCUAGAAUCGUACGUGAAAAAUGGGGUGGACGACAAAUUCGUAGGGUGGCCGCAGCCUCUCCUGUGUCGUGUGUUAAGAAUGCCUUCAGGUGCCAGUACCGCUGCCAAAUAUAUCGGAAAUCUACCGAUCCCAAGUUGAACUAAACUCUACCUGCCGCUUGCCGGAAAGGCUUUAUGAGGUCAAAAACAAGUCACGGAAUGGCUUGUUUUUUUUCGCAGCUGCCAAAAUUGGGAUUGUGUGCCAAGGCGAGAAGAUUGAAGGUGAGGUUUUGUCAUGUGCGCUCACCUGUGGCCACGCAGGAGUGUGGCAGAUCGUCAAGCGUUAUUUGUACUUUUCUUUUUCCAUUUUUUUUAUCGACACUCUGUGUCAUGACUCGCAGUCGCUCCAAAUGUUUGUGUGCUUCGCUCGCACUUAACAGGCUCCUACGCUUUACUGUGUGUGUAAAGUGGAGUGACCUUUUAAACAUCUGGUAAUAAGUGGAGCAUAGAAGCCCCCCCCCCCCAAGCUCAGUCUCUGUAAUUACACCAUUCAUCUUUGGGAUUGAGUUGAAGCAAACCAAAACUUUUUUGCACGGAUUGUGGGCGCCAUAUUCAAACGACUAUCUGCUAUCAUGUUUCCGUAUUAAAAAAGAAAAAAAUCAAGGUGAAAGUCCCUUGACCUUCUAAAUAUGUUUUACAUGUUCAAAGAGAAUGGGUGAAAACAUUUGCAAAGACUGAGAACUAUGCACUUCUGAAUUGCGGAGCUAUAACGUGAAGGUGUUUUUUCACCAUUUCACUUUCCAGGGAUUUAUUAUUCUUACUUUUGAAAAGAUGGUUUUGAAGGAUAGCUGGCAACGUGCUGCCGGUGGCUAAAUUCGAAUGAGUGCAUUUUCAAUUCUCACUGCCAAUUUUGAUACUUUGUCAUCUAUUUUGCUUCUGUCCCUUUUGCAUCAUUCAUGUGCAUUUAAAAAAAGAAUCGGAAUAGAAAUAAACGUUUGCAUGAGCUCUCGACUACCUAAUCUUCUCCAACCUUGAGGGAUUGUUGCUUUUUGUCAGUGACCGUCACCCAGAUAGCGACGAUUAUUUCCAACUUUCACCGGCUGCAAAUUUCAAACAUUUGGGCCGCAUGCAAUGGAAUCACCAGGGGGCAAAGUGCGCGUCUGACUGACGGGCUGCCUUUGCACGACUAACUCGAUUUAAAGCGGUCGAAGUCCAAACACGUCGUCGCUGAAUGAACAGUGUUGCCGUUCGCCACCGCAACAUGUUGUACGACCUCGCUCGGCACCAAAAUGAGCCUUUUCAGAGGAAAAAUUCAAAAUAAAAGCUCGGCCUUCAAGUACUCGCUUGACCUUUAUUGAACCAAUGAAGAAAUGCAAAGUAUUUGCCAGAAGGGCACGACAUCCUCGGUUGACGUCAGACGUAACCAAACAUUCUGCAAUCAUCUGCAUCUGCAUCUGCAAUGUCUGACUAAUAGUCAAGUGACAUUUUUGGGAGUAUUGUUUCUUUUUGAUGGUCCAUCUCGAAUUUGUUCUGAUUUAAAAAUAAUAAUCAUAAUAAUAAUAAUUAAAGGAGAAUUAAUCUGUUCAUUCAAACUCUCCCGAUCGUAAAGUUCUUCAGUCUGUCUGUUUUGUUGUUUUUUUUUCAUUCUGAGUUGAGCAUGCUACGUGAAGGUAAAUUUCAUCUUCUAACGUCCUCAACAGGUAAUCAUCUAAAUAUUACUACGCUAAAACAGUAAAACACUAACUGUGGUAGAAGUACAGACUCGAAAAGCCAGUUCCUUUUGAGAAUCGAUUCCCAGUAAUUCGAUUCCUAGGAAUCUUGUUGGCUUGCCUGACGAUUCGCCGCGUCGAUUCCUCCAAGAAGCGUAUUUCGGUUGUGAACUUUUCCAACGUGGCGUCAAGGCACAAGCGCUCAAAAGUUUCGACGGAAAAGACGAUACUGCAAAGCUUUCGUUUCGGCCAAAUUGGGAAACACUUCCGGUGCGGACAAUUUAUGUUAUGUCAUAUUACGAUAAUGACAUCAGUGAUGGCAUCUGCAUUAUUGCAUUAACUCAACCGAUGAGAAUCAAUAAAGAAUCGGAUCUAAAAUGGAUUCCGAAGCCCUAAAUCCUUCUCGAUUCGCCUCCCUCGCUUAGUCAAGUGUGAAAAGAAGUCAGCGACAGAAAUGAUAUCGUCUCGAAACAAGGCGUGAUUUCAUUAUUUUAGACGAGAAGAGAAACGUGCUAAUGCGCGUGCGUACAUUGUAUGGCUCUCGCGUCUCGGAAGAAUGUUUUCGUCUACGGGGGAAUCGUGUUAAUUCACGCGCGGUGUCGCUCAAAUAGCUUUCCGAGGGAAAACGAGCCACAAAUGACUUGAACCCGGACCCCGACGUCGCCCCGGGGGCGGCUUAAUCUGUCGUAAGCAAUUUCCCGCUGCACGUGUGAUUAUUGUGCUACGUACGCGGUGCUCCCCAUCCGUCACCGCUUGCGAUGUUCAGAGCCACCCGCGUGCAAUUACAAGCCGUUAGCCCCCCGAUGGAUCGGCUCUCUGAGGACGAAUGAGAUCAAGACAAAAUGACAAUCAGGAUAGAAAUGAAUUACACGCCAGCUUUUAUGAAGUCAUAUCUUUCAACCUUUUUUUUUU